AUGUCGAUUGCAGCAUCACUAUCUCUUGUACAACAAUACUUUACACGAUAUGGUAUGACAGCUUACGUCAUUCUCGGAAGUGUGGGAUCAUUGUUCAAUGUUGUUAUGUUCAGUCAAACACAAUAUCGUCGAACACCGUGCGCACUGUAUAUCUUGGCAAUGUCAAUCAGUGGUAUUUGGGGUUUGAAUAUGUCAGCUGUACCAUCUAUAUGGGCGCUAGAUCAUCCGAAUCCAGUUCUUUACAAUCAGGUCGCAUGUGCUAUGUUUUUCUAUUUUCGACAUACACUAAAUCAAAUCUUUCGAACAUUUUUUGUCCUGGUUUGUGCUGAUCGAUAUGCCUGUUGCAGUGAUCGGCCAAGAGUUCGUGCAUUUAGUCAAUAUAGGGUAGCGAUUCGCCUUAUUCCAGCUGUGUGGAUCUUUUGGCUUCUGGUAUCUAUUUUACCAACAUUAACACGACAAUUGUACGACGGUGUUUGUGAUGCACUUCCCGGGAUAUACGAUAUUAUGUAUACGACUUAUCUUAUAUCCGUAGCUGGGAUUAUUCCAUUAUUAGCUAUGACUGUUUUUGGAAUACUAAUGCUACAAAGUUUAAGAAAAACACGUCGUCGAAUUCUACCAACUGCCGUAACUAACACUGUAGAUACAGGUGCAGUUGUUCUUCGCAAACGUGAUCGGGACAUGAUGAAAAUGUUAUUCAUCGAGCUUGUUAUUUGUACGAUUACUCUUACACCAAAUACAAUAACACGUAUUUAUAAAUCAGUUAUUGCCGAAGAAGUCGUGUCAAAAGAACGUCAACAAAUUGAAUCUUUUAUUUUUUAUCUUACUCGGAUAUUCUUACUCUACAUGGCAAAUACAUUCUCAUUUUGGGUUUACAUUUCAACAUCACAAACAUAUCGUCAAGAAUUGAAAACUCUAUUUAUUAAAUGGUAUCGAUUUUUAGUACGCUGCUGA
Molecule: messenger RNA, 951 nt
Organism: Adineta ricciae
Lineage: Eukaryota; Metazoa; Rotifera; Eurotatoria; Adinetida; Adinetidae
Source: the annotation of a GenBank genome assembly